AUGGCCUGGGAUCACCUCUCCAUCACCAAGCCACAUCUGGUCUACAUCAUCUUGGGAGGCUUCACCUCCUUGUUCAUGCUAUGCUCGACCGUCAUCAAAGAGCGUAUGUACAUCGGCGAAGCCACUGUGGCCACGCUCUGCGGUGUCAUUUUUGGGCCCUAUGCCGCCAACCUCAUCGACCCGGAAACAUGGGGCAGCGUCGACAUUAUCACCAUCGAGUUCUCCCGCCUCGUCCUGGUCGUGCAGUGCUUCGCCGUUGGUGUCGAACUGCCCAAGUACUACAUGGAGAAGCACUGGAAGUCGGUUGCGUUCCUGCUGGUGCCCGUGAUGACCUUCGGCUGGCUGAUCACCAGUUUGUUCAUCUGGUGGCUCAUUGAGCCCCUGAACUGGCUUGAGAGUCUCGUGGUGGCUGCCUGUGUCACCGCCACCGACCCCGUCCUCGCCUCGUCCGUCGUGGGAAAGGGAAAGUUUGCUAAGAGGGUCCCGAAACACUUGCGCGAUCUGCUGUCGGCCGAGUCCGGUUGCAACGACGGCAUGGCCUUCCCCUUCAUCUACCUAGCCCUGUAUCUCAUCCAUGACAAGCAGAGCGCCAGGGAUGUCUCAUUCCACUGGAUAGUCUACACCAUCCUGUACGAGUGCGUCUUUGGUGCCGUGUAUGGUUUCAUCAUCGGUUACCUCGCCCGCCACGGCAUCAAGUAUGCAGAGAAGCGCGAUUUGAUCGACAGGGAGAGCUUCUUGGUGUUUUAUUUUGUGCUCGCCCUCUUCUGUGCUGGAUCUGGCAGCAUCCUCGGCGUCGACGAUCUCCUCGUCGGCUUCGCUGCCGGCGUCGGCUUCUCAAACGACGGCUGGUUCACCCAGAAAACAGAGGAGUCUCACGUUUCCAACGUCAUCGACUUGUUGAUCAACCUGGCCUACUUUGUCUAUUUUGGUACCAUCAUCCCAUGGAAAGCCUUCAACGACGCGGUUCUAGGUCUCCAAGCCUGGCGACUCGCCGUUCUCGCCAUCUUCGUCAUCCUUUUCCGCAGGAUCCCGAUCAUGAUGGUGCUGAAGCCAGUGAUCCCCGAUAUCAAAACCUGGCGUGAGGCCCUCUUCGCUGGUCAUUUCGGUCCCAUGGGUGUCGGCGCCAUCUUCGUUGCAAUGUUGGCGCGAGCAGAACUGGAAUCGGAGAACCCGGUUCCUCUUUCGGAGCUGCCUGAGCCUGGCACCGAGCACUACACGCUGAUUUCGCUUGUUUGGCCGAUUACCGCAUUCAUCGUCGUCGCAUCCAUCAUCGUCCACGGGUCCUCGAUUGCCGUCUUCACCCUGGGCAAGCACAUCAACACCCUUACCAUCACCAUGUCAUACACACAGGCCAACGAGGAUGGCCAGCACUGGAUGAAUAGGCUUCCUCGUAUUUCGUCACAGUCGCGGUCACAGGCUAGAACCAUGUCCGACACGGACGGCGACGAACUUAAGCUGCCCGAGUUCCCUCCGGGAACGCUGCCUCCUGUUGGCUUCCCUGGGAAUUUCCUGCGUCGCGUUAAGGAGGACGAUAACAGCAGACAUGGAAGCAGGUCAUCCUCACUGGCAGCACGGCGACGAAAGAGUAAGUGGGACGACGGUAUCGGCCCUGGAGGUCCCAUCACCCAGUCGGCCAUCUUCCCACAACGUCGCAGCCAAUCCGGGCCUCUCUCACCAGGGCUCCAACGCGGCAGCACCGAUCAGUCCCGCCCGGAUGACAUCUCACCGGCGCCAAACGAUGCUGGAUCUCCUAGUCCCAUGGAAGAAAAGAGCGGAGAUAGAUCAUCGGCUGAGGCGUACGCAAGCCCGACCGAGGACCGCAGACAACCCGUCGAGGUUUACGAUGAAGGCGAGAACAUCAUCAUUGAGAAUCGCGAUGGUGAUGUUCUUUCGGUUCAGCCGGUGGAAGGCGGAGAGAAGGUUGCCGAUCGGGCCAAGGAGCUCGCGUCAGAACUCAAGUCGGAAGCCGGACCCACUGGCUGGACAUACGAAACUCUGAAGAAAAGAAUCAUGAAUUGGCGUGAGAGCGAGGUUGCGAAGAGGAAGGGCAAGCAAAAAACGGUUAAGGGCGAACCUGCCCGGGCCUUCCAAUUUGGUAACACGAUCAUUGUCGAAAACGAGGACGGCGAAGUCCUCAAGAAAUAUGACCUACCGGCACAAAAACCGCAGCCUGACUUGGUAAGCCAAGGACUGAAAUACAUGGGCAUGGGAGUCUUCGCCAAAGCAAUGGAGAAACCAGGUGCGGAAGCGUCAACGCAAGCUACAGGGGGCCCGUCCGCGGCAGGCGAGCCCUCCACAACGCAUAGACCACGCAAGAAGAGCGUGGUGGCGGCGGAAGAGGAAGACGAGGACGACAGGCACAUCCGGUUCACGAUCGGCGGCGUUGGUCGGCGCAUGACCAAGGAGGACUUCAUCCACGAAAUCCAGGGGCUGGACAAAUCCACCCGGCGUGAGGUGGUGGACAAGUCAAGCGCCUCGCAGGGGCUCAAGGCGCUGGCCAAGCUCGACUCUCCACAGAUAACCGUGUCCUCCGCCCAGUCCAGUACCAGCAAGAAAGACCACGCCACCGCCGCCGCCGCCGCUGCCACCGCCAAACCCGCCACUCAACGACCCGCACCCGCACCCAGCAACCGCCCCCCAUCGAGCUCCUCGUCCCCAGACAACCGCGCAUCGUCGUCGGACGCGCCAAGCAGCGAGGUACCCGAGACGGAGGUGGAGCGCGGGAGACGCCGGGCCGCGCUGAAGGGCAGCGGCGACGACAACGACAACGACGGCGAGGAGCAGGGCGAGACGGCCGCGGAACGGCGCCGUAGAGAGGCCGCUCUGGGAAUGGCGCCGCACGCGGACGACGGCGAGGACAGCGACGACGACGAUACCCCGCGCGUCCCGCCGUCCAGGUCGAUCCGGUUUGCGGAUGCCGUGGAGAGGGGGAGGCAGGCGUGA
Messenger RNA from Chaetomium globosum CBS 148.51, 2943 nucleotides. RefSeq lists its product as uncharacterized. The transcript is spliced from 2 exons. Gene Ontology annotation, cellular component: plasma membrane. The coding region runs from base 1 to 2943 and encodes 980 amino acids. Lineage: Eukaryota; Fungi; Ascomycota; Sordariomycetes; Sordariales; Chaetomiaceae. The record is from RefSeq and is a predicted model, not a curated record. Gene Ontology annotation, molecular function: sodium:proton antiporter activity. Gene Ontology annotation, biological process: intracellular potassium ion homeostasis; sodium ion export across plasma membrane; proton export across plasma membrane.